AUGAAGAUCUCUUCAACUAUGCUUGUCGCUGCUCUCGCAGGCCUCUCCUCAGCAAGAAUCACCUACACAAUCAGCAAGGCCGCCAGCCCAACCACAGACCAAACCGACGCCUACAAAAAGAUUACCGUCGCAAUGGAUGCCGCCAUCAAGCGACACGAAUCCCUCGGCUCCACAGCCACCAAGAAAAUCACCGUGGAAUACAGCCCCGGCACACCAACCGCAGACGGCAGCUCAGACGGCCGAAUCCGCUUCGGAUCAGGUCGUGAGUUCAUGACUGAGCGCACCGCACUCCACGAGAUCGCCCACACCCUUGGCGUAGGAACCACCGCCAAAUUCAACGAUAACUGCAAAACCGGCAACUGGCCAGCAGCGAACCCAGUCCUCAAGGGCUUUGAUGGCGCGAAUGCCAAGUUCAGCUGUGGAGGAGGACACUUCUGGCCAUAUGGCUUGAACUUUGAGAGCGAGAUGAGUGCCACGGCUGCUGAUCACCAUGUGAUGAUUAUCAAUGCUAUGAUCAAGGAUGGAAUCACUCCAUGA
Hymenoscyphus albidus is the source of this 537-nucleotide messenger RNA. NCBI's taxonomy places the organism in Eukaryota, Fungi, Ascomycota, Leotiomycetes, Helotiales, Helotiaceae. The record is from the annotation of a GenBank genome assembly.